UAGUUGCCAAAGGGCGUCUGCUUUUAAAUCUCCGCUUUCUCGUAGCUGAUUCUCAGAGCUUCCCCAAAGCUCGCACUCUUUCCCCUCACUCUUUGUAUCUUGACGGACAGUCUUUCCCUGCGAUCGACCAAUUGGAUCGACGCUGCUCACUCAAGUGGUAUCACUCACUCAGUCAGUCAUGAAUCUCUCCUCGAUCAUGGGCGAGUACACACAGCAUGACAAUUUCACGGCCGUGGCCUCGCUCUCGCUCGUCCUCGCCGCCGCGAUUGCGCUCCUCGCUGCCUUGUACUCCCGGCUGAGGAACUCCAAGCGCCCGCCGCUGCCCCCAUCGCCGCCCUCCAAGCUCAUCACCGGCCACCUCCACCUCCUGGACCAGCUUCCCAAUCAGUCCCUGUACAAGCUCGCCAAGAUCUACGGCCCGCUCAUUCAGCUCCGCCUGGGUGUGGUGCCGGUGGUGGUAGCGUCCACCGCGGAGAUGGCCCGGGAGUUCCUCAAGGUGAACGACUCCGUGUGUGCGUCCCGGCCGAGGAUGGCCGCCCAGAAGAUUAUCACGUACAAUUUCACGGACAUCGGGUGGGCCGCGUAUGGUGCUCACUGGCGGCAGCUCCGUAAGAUUUGCACGCUGGAGCUCUUCACGCACCGGCGGAUGCAGGAGACGGCGAAGGUUCGAGCCCGGGAGCUGGCAGACACCAUGGCCGGCAUUUACCGCGACCGGGAGACGAGCAUCAACAUGAACACCCGGAUCUUCUCGCUCACCAUGAACGUGAUCAACCAGAUGGUGAUGCGCAAGAAGCCAUUCUCCGGCUCCGACACCACGGAGGCGCGGGAGUUUAUCGACCUCAUUAAUGGAGUCUUCAUGGUGUGGGGAGCGUUCAACAUUGGAGAUUACAUUCCGGGACUUUCCAUCUUUGACUUCCAGGGGUAUAUCGGCAUGGCCAAGGUCCUCCACAAGAAGCUCGACCAUCUCCUAGACAAGGUAAUUGAGGAGCACAUCCAGCGGCGGAUGGCCAAGUCGGACGAGCCGCCGGACUUCGUGGACGUGCUUCUCGCGCUCACGCUCGAGGACGGGAGCAAGGUCAGCCACAAGACGAUCAAAGGCAUAAUUGUGGACAUGAUAGCCGGAGGAACCGACACGGCAGCUGUUACCAUCGAAUGGGCCCUCUCCGAGCUCAUGCGAAAGCCACACAUCCUCAAGAAGGCCCAGGAGGAGAUGGACCGAGUCGUAGGGCGGGACAGGGUGGUGGACGAGUCCGACUUGCCAAACUUGCCAUACCUCGAGUGUAUCGUCAAGGAGGCACUCCGGCUCCAUCCCUCGGUGCCCAUCCUCCGCCACGAGUCCAUCGAAGACUGCGUGGUUGCCGGCUACCGGAUCCCCAAGGGAACGGGUAUCAUGAUUAACGUUUGGGCGAUUGGGAGAGACUCAGCAACCUGGGAGAACCCAAUGGAGUUUGAUCCGGACAGAUUCAUAUCGGCUGGUAAUACUUUGGACGUGCGGGGCAAUCACUUUGAUCUCAUUCCCUUCGGUUCCGGGCGGAGGAUGUGCCCAGGAAUGCCGCUGGGCAUCAGCAUGCUGCAGAUGAGCCUUGGCCGAUUCAUCCAGUGCUUCGACUGGGGGCUGCCACCGGAGAUGAAAUCAGCCGAGGAGAUCGACAUGACGGAGACCUUCGGGCUCACGGUUCCUCGCAAAUAUCCCUUGCAUGCAGUGCCUAUUCCGCGGCUGCCGGCCCAUCUCUAUCAAGCUUGAUCCAAACAAAAGGUGAAGUUCCAAACGAAGAGAAAGCGCAAAGAAAAGAGAGAUAACUCUCUCCAUCCUCAAUAGUCGUAUUUCAAUUUGAGUAGUGUGUACAUGUCGUGGUUUUAGAAAAUGGAUGUGGAGCCAGGCAGUCCAAGGGAUGUCGGGAGGUCUAUCAUCCAUCAAGAAACACAGGGUCAAGGGUGAUAAUAAAUUUAUUUUUAUGCUUAAAUCUAUAGAAUACGGUGCAUUAGCCAGCACUGAUCAAGUUUUUUGGAAUGAAUAACAACCGACAUGUUUAAGUGA
Selaginella moellendorffii is the source of this 2038-nucleotide messenger RNA. Its product is annotated as cytochrome P450 71A1. The transcript is spliced from 2 exons. Gene Ontology annotation, molecular function: heme binding; oxidoreductase activity, acting on paired donors, with incorporation or reduction of molecular oxygen; monooxygenase activity. The coding region runs from base 179 to 1744 and encodes 521 amino acids. NCBI's taxonomy places the organism in Eukaryota, Viridiplantae, Streptophyta, Lycopodiopsida, Selaginellales, Selaginellaceae. The record is from RefSeq and is a predicted model, not a curated record.